Bathycoccus prasinos is the source of this 252-nucleotide messenger RNA. RefSeq lists its product with no specific name. The record is from RefSeq and is a predicted model, not a curated record. The transcript has a single exon. Lineage: Eukaryota; Viridiplantae; Chlorophyta; Mamiellophyceae; Mamiellales; Bathycoccaceae. Bases 1 to 252 code for a protein of 83 amino acids.
AUGAGCAGCAAUACUAAUAAUUUCAUCACGCGUUUCAUCCAUUCUCUGAUGGAAAACGGAAACGACCGAAGAGAUCAAGCGGAAAAACAUUUAAAAGACACGUUAGAAAAAUCGAAAGAAAUGAUCGAAAACUGGCAUCAACCGACGAAAACGAGAGGGUUUUGGAGACGAGAUCUGAAUCAAGGGACGUACGUGACGAGUCAAGAGCCGCAGUUACGAGGGGGGGUCGGGAGGAGAACCAAUUGGGGAUGA